UUGGCUCUGCUUCUCCUAACGUGUCAUAAACAGAAAAGAUCCGGAUGGCGAUGUUAAGUCUGCAUAAAGCAGAAUACGAUCGUUUAAUGAAGCCGUGAAGUGUCGGAAGAGCUUUUAAAAAGAAAAGGAAAUAAUGGAGCGGAACAUUCAGACUCUUCCCAUCGACAUACAGACCAGCAAACUCUUAGACUGGCUGGUGGACCGGCGGCACUGCGACCUGAAAUGGCAGAGUGCGGUGAAGGUGAUCAGGGAGAAGAUCAACGCAGCUAUCCAGGACAUGCCGGAGAACGAGGAGAUUAAGCAGCUCCUCUCCGGCUCCUACAUUCACUACUUUCACUGUUUGAGGAUCGUGGAGAUCCUGAAAGGAACUGAGGCCUCCUCUAAGAACAUCUUUGGCAGAUACUCUUCACAGAGGAUGAAGGACUGGCAGGAGAUUCUGUCUCUUUAUGAAGCAGAUAAAGUCUAUUUGGCGGAGUUGGCCAGCCUGCUGAGUCGUAACGUGAGCUACGAAGGCCCGGCUCUGAGGAGGCAGCUGGCCAAAGCUCAGCAGCUCCAGCAGGAGCUGAGCAGGCGGGAGGUGGAGUGCCAGAGCUCAGCCGCAGACCUGAGGGAACGCUACUAUGCUGCCUGCAGACAGUAUGGCAUCACAGGUGAACAUGUGCCUCGAGAGCUUCAGGCUCUGGUGAAGGACUUACCAGCGGUUCUUGACAAAGUCGGGAAGGAUGCAGGGAAGCUAGAGGAGCAAAUCCAAUUUUACGCAGCUUUUACAAACUUUGUCUGUGACUGGUCUGAGUCAGUCCUGCCCAUGCUGACAUUUGCCCAGAAAAGAGGAAACACAACGUUUUAUGAGUGGAGAACGGGGAAAGUCCCCACAGUUAUUGAAAGGCCAGUUGUGGAGGAAUCACUUCCUGAUACAGUCACAGAGGACACGAUCGACUGGGGCGACUUUGGCAAAGUAUCAGAUUCCCUCGGUGUGAGUUCAGGCAUCACAGUUGAGGAUGGAAUAGACUGGGGAAUCAGCCUGGAGCCAAACUCUGAGGACCCCGGGGCAGGCACAAUCAACUGGGGUGAUGGUCCAGAAGCUCCCAUUGAAAUUGAAGUUGUGGAUACUGGCACAGACUGCCCAGAGGGAGUGGCGAGGGGUGAAGAUGCUCUGACUAUACUGGAAAACCCUCAGUCACGCAGCCAGUUCAUUGAUGAACUGAUGGAGCUGGAGGUGUUCCUGACUCAGCGCCUGAGUGAGAUGGGAGAAGAGGCCGAUGUGGUAGCUAUGAGCCAGUUCCAGCAGGCCCCCUCUAUCAUCCAAGGCCAAAGCCGCAAACACAUCCAGGAGAUGCUGUCUGAGGUGCAGGACCUCCUGGUGAGGCUCACCUCUCUCCGGAUGCAGCACCUGUUCAUGAUCCACGCGUCUCCACGGUAUGUUGAGCGUGUGUCAGAGAUGCUGAGACAGAAAAUGAAGCAGGCAGACAUUCUGGUGCUGAAAGGUGCCACAAUGGCAGAGAAGAGGCAGGAAGCCCUGCAGGAGCAGUCCAGGCUGGAGCCUCGUGUUGACCUGCUGGCAGGACGCACCCGGGAACUCCAGAAACUGAUUGAAGCAGACAUUUCAAAGCGAUACCACAACAGGCCUGUGAACCUGAUGGGGGUUCAUAUUUAGUGAACUUCACAGACGGUCAUAUUUUGUCAUGAUCGCCAACAGAAAUAAAAAGUGAUAUUUAAUGUAAA
This is a messenger RNA of Archocentrus centrarchus (flier cichlid), 1722 nucleotides long. It is a transcript of the gene cdk5rap3, whose product is annotated as CDK5 regulatory subunit associated protein 3. Gene Ontology annotation, cellular component: endomembrane system. Bases 134 to 1654 code for a protein of 506 amino acids. NCBI's taxonomy places the organism in Eukaryota, Metazoa, Chordata, Actinopteri, Cichliformes, Cichlidae. Gene Ontology annotation, biological process: regulation of mitotic cell cycle. The transcript is spliced from 14 exons. The record is from RefSeq and is a predicted model, not a curated record.